GGAGAGCGGCUCCGUGAGGAGGCAGCAGCUCCCCUGGGUGCUCGUGACUGUGCCUCUGUGAGAGGACGCGGAGAUGAGCAAGAAGCAAGAGAAGAAGGACAACUCCCAGCCCGACACAGGGCUGCCACGCGUGCGGGAUCGCCGCCAGGUGCGGGCCGGGACCGGAAGGCCGGCCUUCCAAGUAGACUACACAGGGGACGCUGGUGGCAACUUCGCCACCUCCAUCCCACGCCUCCUUCUCCCCGCAGUUGGGCCGCAUGGGGCCACGAGUGGUGCCGCCGGGCAGCCGGAGCCCGGGCUCGGCCCUCAAUGGCGCCCGUCUGCCGCCACUGCCCGGCCCGGAGAGCUCGCGGGCCUCUGGGAGCCGCCGCGCACAGGCGGACCAAAGACAGGCGCUGCCAUCCUUGCUGCCUCGCCCAAGGCAGGCAACGAUGCCGGCAGCUGCACCCCGGCGUGCAGCACCAUCUUCUAACGUUCCCAAGCUGCCUGCUCUGCAAGCAGCAGCCUCCUCCGCAUCUUCUGCAAGUGGAAGAGCAGGUGCCAUGGGCAUUAGAGAGAGCAGGCUCCCAGAGCUUGCCCCAAGGCCUCAGGGAACCUUGCGUGUCCAGGACAGGGCAGCAAGAGCUGAGAGCCGGGGUCCAGUUCUGGAAGUCUCCUCAACCGUUCUUGUGCCUCCGCAUGCCAGACCCAAGCAGAGCUACGUGGUGUCCCUGGGCUGUGCUGCAGCCGGAAGCCCGAGAAUCGGAGUGCAGCUGACAGUACCGGGGCACCACGCAUCCACCAGCAGGCUGAGAACACCAGCAAGAUCAGCCCAGGUGCUGGCCACCAAGGCUGGUGAGAUCCCUGCAGCUUGGACAGGUGCUCAGGAGGGCACCAGAGACACUCGUUCGGCUGCUACACCAUGUUUUGUAUCGGCUCAGAAGGGCGCAGAAGAACAGGCAGGAGGCAAAGAGCGGGACAAGGAGCCCCUGUCCACAUCAGUGCCUGAGGAUGCAGGCAGCUCAGCUUCACCCAGGGCUGCACACUCUCCAGGGGAGGACAAUAAUACAAUGCUCUUCCCGAGAGCGUGUGAGGGAGGAGAAAGAGGAGGAGCUGGUACCACCAUGCCUGAAUUCUCCACACAAGCUCUGGGAGUAGUGCCGAGAUUGCAAGGUCCCAGACAGAUCAACCCGGAGGCCAGUGGAUAUUCUCCAGUUCACCCAGCUAUCCGGAGAAUUUGUGAUGAGGAGGGAAAGGAGCAAAUGUCCAGCUGGAACAUCUCCUGGCCCGACAAUGUGAGCACGCUCAGGCUGCUGAGACCGGAAGCAGCUGAUGACAGUGCCAGUGCUGCUGGCACUGCUCAGGGAAUGCUGGGCCUUCAAACCAUGACCUCGAAGGUGGAGGGCCAGAUUCCUGUCUCGGGUGAUUCCCAAAUGAGGGAUGUUGGAGUGCAGGUUGAGCUGCAAGAAUUAGAAGAGACCGCUGAGAGAGAAUCUACAGGUGACCUGUCGAGCACAUCCCUUUCCUCUUCUGAUGAGGCAGACGCCAUGCGUUCAGCGUCUCUUCUGGCCACAGAACCUGGGCCUGGAGGACGCCUUGAGCCUUUGCCCACAUCAGUGCCUAGAGGUACGGAAAACACAGAUUCUUUCGAGACUGCACAUUGUCCAGAGGAGGCCAAUACAGCACCACUCCUCCUGUCAGCGUGCGAGGGAGGAGAAAGAGAAGUAACUGCUAUGACCAUGCCUGAAUUGUCCACACAAGCUCUGGGAGAAGCACCACGAUUGCAAGAUCCUAGAGAGACCUAUGGGGAGGCCCAUGAAUAUUCUCCAAUUUUCCCAGCAAUUAACAGAAUUCAGGAUGAGGCAAGGAAGGAGCAGAUGUUGUCUAGCUGGAACAUCUCCUGGCCAAACAACGUGAGCACACCCAGGCUGCUGAGACCCCAGGCAGCUGAUGACAGUGCUAGUGCUGCUGAUGCUGCUCCGGGCAUGUUUGACAUCUGCACCACAUCAAGGAUAGAGGGUCAGCUUCCUCCUUCUAGUGAUUCCCAAACGCGGCAUGAUGGAGUACAAGAUAUCCAGCAUGAUUUGCAACAGAGCAGUGAGACAGAAACCGCAGGACCGUCAUCCGCUGACCCGUGGAGAGCAUGCCUUGCCCCAUCUGAUGAGGCAGAAGCAGUGCCUAGCACUUCUCAUCAGGAUGUGGGUCACUGGCCCGCAGGACAACUUGAGCCUUUGCGUGCAUCAGUUCCUGAAGAUGCAGAAAAUUCAGGCUCUUCCAAGGCAGUGCCCUCUCCGGUGCUGGCCAUUGAAGCACCCUUCUUCCUAUCUCUGUGCUUAAGAGGAAAAAUAGAAGGAAGAGUUUUGGCCAUGCCUGAGUACUCCAGAACAGCUCUGGGGCACUCACCAAGACGGCGAGAUCCCAAAGAAAUCUAUGGGGAAGCCUACAGAUAUCCUACAACUCACCCAGCAAUCCAGAGAAUUCGCGAUGAGGCGAGGAAGGAGCGGAUGAUGUCCAGCUGGAAGGCGUCCUGGCCAAACAGCGUGAGCAUGCCCAGGCUUCCCGUGCCCCGAGCAGCAGGUGACGGUGCCAGUGCUGCCGCCAGUGCUCGGGGCAUGCUGGACGUCCGCUCCACGACAUCGAGGGUGGAGGACCGCUUUCCUGCAUCUCGUGAUUCCCAAAACCGUGAAGAGGAAGAGACCUCCGACAGCACUGCCAGCGAUACCAGCAGUGAUGACAGCAUGCUGGAUGACAGAGACAGCGCCAUGAUGGCUGAGAGCCUGCACGUGCCCUCCUGUUUUUGCUAUGGUAUUGUGGAGGGUGUGGAAGAAGAAAGGGAAAGCAACUGUAGGGAAGAUGCUGCAGAGGCAGCCAGAGUGGCACCAAGCAUUUCUGGUUCCUCGUCUGGUGAGGUGAAGACCAGGCCUUCAGCUUCCCCUGUGGCUGCAGAUCCCAGACCUGUGAGGCAGUCGUCCACAUGCGAGGGAGCAGAAGCUGCAGCCUGUCAGCAGGAGGAUUCUGCAGAGGCCAGAGAAGAUGCGCAGAAGAAAGUUGGCACAUUUGGGAAAAUACAUUUAUUAGAGAGCAGCUAA
Molecule: messenger RNA, 3068 nt
Organism: Numida meleagris (helmeted guineafowl)
Lineage: Eukaryota; Metazoa; Chordata; Aves; Galliformes; Numididae
Exons: 4
Coding region: 258-3068 (936 amino acids)
Source: RefSeq, a predicted model, not a curated record